Plectropomus leopardus (leopard coralgrouper) is the source of this 4104-nucleotide messenger RNA. Lineage: Eukaryota; Metazoa; Chordata; Actinopteri; Perciformes; Serranidae. The record is from RefSeq and is a predicted model, not a curated record.
CUGGAGCUGCUGGCUGCAUGCAACAUGGCGGAGAGAGGCAGCGAGCAGCCGCGGUCCACACGGUCCUGUUCUCCAGCGGCACCGAAGUAGAACUGUUCUGGGUCCGGUCAGGUCUUUGGUGGACCCAUAGGACCAGUGAAGGGACGAGUUUGACACCACAAGGGAUAAAACUUUUUAAAAUGAGGCGCGAGUGAGGAAUUCGAGAUGAGUCGACAAGCAACAGACGUCCAGGAGCCGGCGCAGGAGUGUGUCCCCUCCCCGCCGCUGCCUGCGGAUCAUGUGCUCCACUCUGCUGCCGUGCUCUUCCCGGGUGCGUUUGAUCAGCAUGGCUGCCCUCUGAUCGUGUUCCCAGUAGAAGAACAAGCCAAACUCACCUCAGAGCUCAGCAAAGCAGAAGUGGUGGACUUCAUCAAGUACUUUCUGUGUCUACACAAUAAGAAGCAGGAGAAGGAGAGUUUGGUAUCAGUGGUGGCUGAUCUGCGGCACGCCUCACCCACCACGACCAGGUUCAUCGCUGAGACGCUGCUGCUGCUAGAGCUGCACAAGCGCACAGUCCACAGUGUGUACAUCAUUCAGCCCAAGAAGAAGGAUGUCGUCAAGCUGCUGCUGAAACUCCUGGCUCCGUCAAAGUCUUACACCGUCGCUUUCAAGAAAGUCCUUCUGAAAGAAAUCUCUGACCUCUCAAACUACAUCGACCGAAGCCAGCUGACGGCUUCACUGGGCGGCUACCUUAUCUACUGUCACCAGAGCUGGGUCGCCUUCAUCAAGGAGGUCGAUGAGUUUGUGCAGGAGUUCGUGUGUGUGGUGCAGCGGCUGCCCUCGUGUGUCUCCACCCUGCAGGCGCUGUCCAGGCUGCCGCUGCCCUCCACCUUCAGCGAGCUCCAACACUUCUGCUCCACCAACGAGGCCACGUUCCAGCAGCUCAGGAGGGAGCUGGGGCUGGAUGAGCUGCUGAGGCACUGUGAGACCAUCAUGCAGAAGCUGCGUUACCCCGAGAAGGAGCCAUGCUACCAGGCGAUGGCUGGCACCGCCCUCUUCACCCAAACGGCCUUCGACAUGCUGCAGAACCACAGCAGGAUCACAGCAGCUGUGGAGAAAGUGGAGCUGCUGUGGCAGCAGGCCUUUUCUAAGGCCCGUCUCCAGCUGCAGGUGUUCCAGCUGCGAGAGGACGCUCUGCAGAUCACAGAGCAGAUAAAAACUCUUCUUCAGGAAAAACUCCAGCCGUACAAAAUCGAGAUCGCCAGGGAUGCUGCAAAGGCGGCCAAACUGGUGGCUGAAUUUGAGGCGUCCAUUUACACUCCUGCUAUGGCCCUGGUUCGCUGUGCUGAAGAUGUGAUCCACACCGUGGCAGAGAUCCUGCUGCUGGACGGACAGAGCAGGGAGCACUGGGUUCUGGAUGUGGAGAGGCUGAAGGAGAAACUCAGCUCUGCCGUGCACUUCAUUCUCCAAACCCUCAGAGCAGUUUCCAACUACCAUCACUAUUACAACAAGGCGAGCAGCUGGUACCGUGAGGUCCUGGGUGCGAACGUCCUGCAGCUGCUGCUGUCGGGGGUUAAUGGAGACGGUUUUCCCACACUGAGGCAGAGGAGGACCUUGGGCUCCAUCCCCUCAUGGAGGUACAAACUGUCUACUUUCCUGAAGAAGAAUCCCCCUCCAGACAUGGAGGAGCUGGUUUAUCUGGCUCAUCUGUCGAAUACCAUCCCUGAUGAUGAAGUCCAGGAGGCGGGCAAGCGGAUGUCUCAGCGGUGUGCGACUCUGAGGAAACUGCUGAUGUCUUCAGGGCCUGUGGCUGUCAGUGACCUCCAGAUGGCCCUACAGUGGCAGUACGAGCUGUUGCGGAGCAGCCAUCUCGCUAAAUGUGAAAAUGGAAAGGAAGCAGCUCGUCUUCUCGGAGCGUCUCAUUCGGCUGCCGUUUCUAGGACGGUGGCAGCUGAGGACAAACCCCCCUCCCUCAGCUCCUUCGACUCCGGCUUUGAUGGAGCUGGGAGCAGCCAGCUGGAGGCCUGUGGAGGGAGGGAAGGACUGGAAGGUCUGCCUAGACUGGCUGGGACCAGGGAAUCUGUGAAACCUGCUAUGAUCCAGCCUCAAAUCCACACUGAGAACCUCUCCAGUGUUUCAGACUCUGAAGAUCACGGAGAGGAGUUUGACCUGGGCUCUGUGGGAAACUCCUCCAGGGCCAGCAUUCAGAUCAUCCCCAAAGUAACCACAGAUUCCCUUAAUUUCGAGAUUAAAGUGAAGCGCUCAGCUGCGCUACCCAAUAACCCCUGGCUUAGCUUGCCUGUAGACGAUCUGGAAAACUCGUACACAGUGACCAUCACGCAGAACCCAACACCUCAGAGAGACCUGCAGCUCCUGGAUCCCUCUGACCCUUGCAUUGAAGCCAACCAGUCCAGCAGGUCUCGAGAUCAGCCCACACAGACGGAGGUUCUGAGCAGCGCAAAGCCCAGAGAGCCUCAGGACAGGGACUGGACUCUACAGUUGCAAAGCAGUUUGGAGGAUCCUGAACUAAGUCCCAUUCGCAAUGUCCUCUCCAGCACCAUUACAGAAACGGGAAGAGACAAGUCCAUGUGCACCACAGAGGGAAACCCGACUCUGCUCUGGGAUUCUUACGAUCUCCAUGACCAGAAUCAGGAUGCUGUUGAUGGUGAAAUCGAUCUCUCCCUAACUGACUGGGAGGUGAAGGAGCAGGAGGAUUUGAGGAAGGUGGAAAAGAUCCUGGACAGGGCUGAUGAAAUACUCGAGAAAGAAGAAAACGUCCUGGCUCAGGAGGCGGUGCUGGAGGCUCUGCUGAGGUCCGAGGACAGACACAGUCAGUGGCCGCUGUGGGACAGUGAGGACCAGCUUGGUGUGAUGUCCUCCAGCGAGCUGGCUGAAGCCGGUGUUAUCGGCCUCGAGGAUUACCUCGAUCCCGCAGAAUCCGACAACCUCAGUGAACCCACAUCCACCAUAUCUGCCAGUGAAACUAAAGCUUCUGAAGAUGACAUCCACUGCUUUGAAUCUGCCACGGGAGCAGACGCAGUGCCAUUUUACAGGAGGCCGGACCUGCUGACGGAGCUGAGACAAGUCCAGGUCCUAGAUGAGCUUAUCAUGGAGGAGAACAUAAAGAUUCAUGAACUCAGAAAAGAAAACCCCAAGGAGGAACUCUCUGAGAGUGAUCCUCUGGAUACAAACGGGCCGUCGAGUUUUAGCAAAGAGAGGGAGACUUUUCGAUUACAGCUGGAAAAGGAGAAGAAGGAGGUGGAGAAGCUUGAGAAGAGUUUGGACACAGAACGUAAAGCAAAGAAGCAAAAAGACAGAGCUAGAAAGGUUGUAAAAUGUUCUAUAAUGGAGGGGCCACAAGAUGAUUCUCAGGCCCAUGAUACUUUGGUCCAGGAUGAUUCUCAGGCCCAUGAUAUCCAUAAAACUGAAGAUAUUCAGGUAGUCUUGGGUCCUGAUGUUGCCGAAGAGGCUGAACCACAAGACUUGCUUCAGCUUCCAGAUUCACAAUGUGAGGAUGAUUGCUCCAAAGCUGAACCAUCAGCAUUUAGUGAGACUACCUUGAAUAGUACCUCUGAUUUGAAGCAACCUCUUGAAGAGUCUGGAAUCCAACUCCAGGGAUGUAUCGAUGGGAACAACUUGAGUAGAUCUGACGAAAACGCUUCUUUAACGUCUGAAACGAGGCCUGAUGACGGAGUGUUUGACCCAGGCGGUAAAUCACGCCCUCCUCCUGUGCCGAAGCCAAGAAAGAUUUCACUUCUUGUCAACAACAAGCUCGUCGAACAAGAGCCUCCUCAUUUCACAGAGCCGCAGAAUCCGGCUUGCCCCACAAUUGCUCAAGAUCAAGACUUUGCACAACUUGAUGCGCUGCCGGAGAAUGUGGCUCCAGCCAUCAGUCCUGGCUUUGUUCUCAAUCCAAAUGUGAAGGAACGGAUUGGCAACCAGCAGAGGAAGUCCAGACUCUGGAAGAUGAGCACCCACAGCAGCCGCCGGCCCCCCAGCUGCCUCCUGAGGAGUCUCUGGAGAAGACGAGCCGAGCGAAGACGAGCCGAGCGAAGACGAGCCGAGCGAAGACGAGCCGAGCGAAGACGAGCCGAGCGAAGACGAGCCGAGCGAAGACGAGCCUGA